Mizuhopecten yessoensis (Yesso scallop) is the source of this 2007-nucleotide messenger RNA. RefSeq lists its product as uncharacterized. The coding region runs from base 366 to 848 and encodes 160 amino acids. The transcript has 4 exons. The record is from RefSeq and is a predicted model, not a curated record. Lineage: Eukaryota; Metazoa; Mollusca; Bivalvia; Pectinida; Pectinidae.
GGUUUCUGUAGUGUCGGCACGACAAGGGUAAGCGCGCUCUAUUAAUUAGGCAGAGAACGGUAGAGCCUCGUCAUUGUGGGUUAUAUAUAGGUCGUUAGCUAAAGGCAGUAACCGUCAUAAGUCAUUCUUAUAGAUGGAUGGAUAGCCAAUGUGUGUAUAUGAUCGGAGAAAAAAAGUCUGACAUUUAAUGUGCUAGCCGGUUUAUAUACGCCUUCAUCGAGUGCCUAGGACUUUAGUACAAUAUCUACACACCCUCUCCUACUCCUAUAGUGCACGGACAGUAGCUAGCCAGCGGUCAAGCAGUGGUCAUAUCACUAGGACUAAGAAUACAAACACCACAUUCUUUCAGUCGACAUAUUUGAUCAAUGGGUGGAGUAGCGGAAUCCCCGACAAACCUGGUGGCGCUACUGAUGAUAGCCGUGGGGUUUGUACUCAACACCAUCGGGUUUGCCGCCCCGUAUUGGGUAACUUCGCCGCUCGGAUCGCGCUUCGGCCUGUGGAUGUAUUGUGAUUUUCUCGACAACUGUUACCAGUGGGACUCGGACGGUAUAACGUUCGCCAAGUUUGAACAAAUCAGAGCGUUUGAAGGACUCGGAUUCGUCGGGACUCUUGCAGUUUUACUUUUCACCGUAUUGUACCUAUGCGUGCCAAAAGUUUCGGGGAACAAGAUCCUGGGUAUUCUUGACGUCUUAGUUUGUUUUGCAUCAGCCGGAGCCAUCUUGAUUGGAGUUAUCAUAUUCGGGUCAGAACAAAGCAAUCUUGGUUGGGCAUUCGGACUUUCCACCGCCGGAGGAAUUCUGUUUGGUUUGGCGGGAGUUUUGAUCAUCCUGGCGAUGUGCCGGAAGUAGUCUCUGUGACGGGAGUUUUGAUUAUUCUGGCGAUGUGCCGGAGUAGUCUCUGUGAUGGGAGUUUUGAUCAUCCUGGCGAUGUGCCGGAAGUAGUCUCUGUGACGGGAGUUUUGAUUAUUCUGGCGAUGUGCCGGAAGUAGUCUCUGUGACAGGAGUUUUGAUUAUUCUGGCGAUGUGCCGGAGUAGUGUCCGUGACGGGAACACGGACACUUUAUUCAAUAGUUCUUAAAAAUGAUAUGAUUUUAAUGACAUGUCUAGUAUUUUAAAAGUAUAUUUCUGACUUUAUUAAAGAUAUUUCCUAAAUUUAAUUUUAAGCGACGUAUAAAAACAUACAGGUACACAGUAUGCCAGUUACAUUUUUGAUGAUUGUUUUUUUAACACGUCACAAAUCAACUCCUAAACUAAAAUAAAAUUGUGAUCAGUACAAAUGAAUUAAAUUGAAUCAGUGAUUCUAAUUUAUCGUAAUAUGUCAUCGACUUUGCUCGAUUAAAAUGGGUUCCGACCAGCGGGUUACAAGGAACUGACGGUAAAUCAAUGAUAAACACGGGAACAAUGUUUACAUCUCUCUAGAUUGGCUCGCCCUUUCAUCCUUAACGAUGUAGCGAUACAGUGAAUCAAACAGAUAUUUACUUAGGGAGGUUGAGAGCAAGCGAUCAUUGUCUGACCGCUGAUAAUAAAUUUCUAUUCCAUUCCAACUUUUACAAUAUUUUUACUAUAAUUUCCUGUAAUUUGCACAUUUCUUAUUUUAAUAGUGAAUGCUUUAAAGAUGUACAUGAUUAAGAUAGAAUAUAUAUAUAUAAAGAUACGUAUCGUACUAAGAUUUUGGUAUCGCUGUGUGAGUUUGGUAUCGAGAUACAUGUCGCACUUUAAGCUUGGUAUCGAGAUACUGUGAGUUUGAUUUCGAGAUAUGUAUCUGUCUAGGAGUGUGUUAUCGUGAUACGCGUCGGACUGUAAAUUUGGUAUUGAGAAAGGUACUAUAUUGUUGAUUUGAUAUCGAGAUACGUAUUUUAUUGUUAGUUUGGUAUCGAGAUACGUAUCGUACUGUGAGUUUGGUAUCGGGAUACGUACCGUACUUUGAGUUUGGUACCCAUAUAUAUAUAUCGUACUGUGAGUUUGGUAUCGGGAUACGUACCGUACUGUGAGUUUGGUAUCGAUGUAC